UGAACAUUGAACAUUGAACAUUGAAUUUUAACACAUGAUGUUUCAAACAUCACUCUCUCUUUUUUCUUUCUUCUAACUUCUAAACUCCUUCUCAAAUUUUCUUCUUCUUACCCUUUCUUUCUUCAUUUCGGCUCUAUAACAUUGUGAGCCACCCUGCCCCAUUAUUUCCUACAAAGGUUCUGUAGUUCUGGUAAUCUAAAGUUCGGUCGUAUAAGAAAAAUUCAAGGGAGUUCUUCUGUUGAAGGAUUUUCUUCUUUUUCUCUCUGGUUUUAAUGGAGAAGUUUUUUGGUGAGAAACAGCAAAGAUUACCCUCAAACUCCAAACAAAUAGACCUUACUCUUAAGCUUUCUCCUUGUGGUGCUGAAAAUGUGGAAGAAAGGAGGUUGAUAAGGUCAUCAUCAAUGGUUGGAGAGAUAGGAAAUAUCAAUGUUCCAAAUUGGUUAGAGAGAUCUUGCUCUCUUCCAAUAGAUAGUGAGAAGAAGAGAAUGCUGCUAGAGAGGCAGAGAAGUGUGGCAGCUUCAGAGAUUCAUGGUCGAAGACAUUCAGCUGAAGGAGCAGUCGGUUCCAAUUUCGAGCAAUCAGCCAAACAGGAAAACAAUUCUGUGAUUUUCCAAAAACCAAUAGGCAAGGAAAAUCCACUUCCACCUAAGUAUGCUGAUGCUAAACUUGAGAAUCAAGCUAGAAAGCUUAAUCUCCCAAACUACUGCAGUCUUAAAGGUGAUGUGAUGGAGAUAUUGCGACAAAUGCCGACCGUGACAACGACCGGAGAUGGCCCAAAUGGGAAGAGAAUUGAAGGGUUUCUGUACAAGUAUAGGUCUGGUGAAGUUUGCAUUGUAUGUGUCUGCCAUGGUAGCUUCCUCACACCAAAAGAGUUUGUGAAGCAUGCUGGUGGAAAGGAAGUGGCUAAUCCAAUGAAGCAUAUCACUGUUUAUCCUGUCGCAUUUUAGAGAUCAAUGGUAAUAAUGUUUUUAUAAUAUUUCAGCUUUUCUUAGAAUGUAAAGGUAAGUUGAAACAAUGAAACUAUCUUUAAUUAGUUUAGAUUUAAUAAUUAUCCUA
Messenger RNA from Trifolium pratense (red clover), 1056 nucleotides. Its product is annotated as ninja-family protein AFP3-like. NCBI's taxonomy places the organism in Eukaryota, Viridiplantae, Streptophyta, Magnoliopsida, Fabales, Fabaceae. Gene Ontology annotation, cellular component: nucleus. Gene Ontology annotation, biological process: signal transduction; response to abscisic acid; negative regulation of DNA-templated transcription. The transcript is spliced from 4 exons. Bases 273 to 947 code for a protein of 224 amino acids. The record is from RefSeq and is a predicted model, not a curated record.